CACCAGGCUCGCCCGAUCGACUUCCACCAGCACACGAGCCAGUAUAUGCAGGCAACUCGGGUCUUUCUACGUCGACAAUUCAGCCUCUAGCUUCUCACACUUCUUGGGUCGUUUGUUACUUGCGUUCGACAGGAACAGUCAGGAUGUCUUUGCAUGUCGCACAGAAAAGUCACCAUGGCCAGCACUCCGUGAGUGCCUGAACCGAGGCCAUGACUUUCUCGCGGGCUUCAUGCUCUUGAGCGUUCCACAGCACUCAAGCACGCUCGGUGGAUACCAAGCUGGGCUGCCCGCUUUCCCCUCACCAGCUGGUUCCAACCGGACCCAACAUUGGGUAAAUAUGAAGCGGGGGGUUGGCAACUCCACGGUACCCCAAGGAAACAACGUAGCACAUUUGUUAGCAAUUGCAGAUAGUGAGACGACUUCCUAUCUUUCCAAUCUGGUUAAACAGUCCUCUCGCCUUCAGGGCAGUCUUCUCGGUAGAAGAUGGCCACUGGCAACCGCCUUACCAACAAGGUCGCUCUCAUCACGGGCUCCUCCUCCGGGAUAGGGCGCGCUAUCGCACUCCGCUAUGCUGCUGAAGGUGCCAAGGUCAUCUGUGCUGACCUCUCACCCGCACCCCGCGUUGCUAUACUGAAGGAUCCAUCUGCCCAGGCGGCGCCCGAAGCCCGGCCCACCCACGAGCUCAUCGGGCCUGGGAGCGCGGCCUUUGUGCAGACCGACGUCGGGGAAGCAGCCGCCGUCGAGAAUGCAGUCCACUUCGCCGUCAUGACAUUUGGCCGCUUAGAUGUCAUGGUGAACAACGCCGGUAUAGCACCCGAGGCCAGAUCCAUGGGGCCUAUCCACGAGCAGCAAGAUGACGUCUGGGACCUGACGAUGCGAGUGAACGCCAAAUCCGUCUACCUCGGAUGCAAGUUCGCCAUCAGGCAGAUGCUGGCCCAGGAGCCCCAUGGCAGCGGGGACCGGGGCUGGAUCGUGAACAUGUCGAGCAUCAUGGGGACGGUAGCAACACAUUGGGCCCCGUCGUACUGUGCCUCCAAAGGCGCCGUCUCAAGCCUGACCAGGCAGGUGGCCCUUGACUACGCGACGCACCGCAUUCACUGCAACGCCGUUUGUCCCGGGUUCACCGAGACAGCUAUCUUGGAGGAGACGACGUCUUUCGGACCGACUCCGCAGAUGCUGGCUGAGAGGCACCCUUUCGGCGGGGUGGGCACACCGGAGGAUAUUGCGAAAGUCGCUGUGUUGCUGGCAAGCGACGAUGCGAGUUGGAUUACUGGUGUGAACCUGCCAGUGGACGGGGGAUAUAUCAUACAAUAGAUAUGACUAUCUCAAUCGUUCUGUUAGCUAUGUGCUUGGGAUGGGGACCAUGGUGUUUUUGGCUUACCUGGCGAGGGUAGAUUUGGGUGGCUGUUGAGUGUAUUGAUGGGGAAGAGCCAAGUUUCGGUCUCACGUUGUGGGACCCUUCUUCUUAUAGGGACUAUUUUGAGACUAUUUUAGUCUCGUCGUAUGACUGCUUCGCUGGCUUUCUAGUGAGCGGCGCUGUCAGGAGCGAUGCCUUCCAGCCUUGCCUGUGCGGUACAAAGCUGAGGCUACGUGUCCAUAGUUGUACUAUAUUCUCUCUAUGCCGUUAUUAGCACUAUAUUUGUUUUUUAAAAAA
Molecule: messenger RNA, 1654 nt
Organism: Diaporthe batatas
Lineage: Eukaryota; Fungi; Ascomycota; Sordariomycetes; Diaporthales; Diaporthaceae
Exons: 3
Coding region: 484-1314 (276 amino acids)
Molecular function (GO): oxidoreductase activity, acting on the CH-OH group of donors, NAD or NADP as acceptor
Source: RefSeq, a predicted model, not a curated record